AUGGCUGUGCCUCGCGGCGACCUCUUCCCCUUCGUGCUCGCCUUCCUGCGCGAGAACCGCUUCGAGGGCGCCGCGCGUGCCUUCGCCAGGGAGGCGGCGGCGAAGGAGCAGGACCCCAACGCAGCAUCCCUCCUGGACAUCUUCAGUUACUGGCUGAAGUCUCCAGCGGCCAAGAAGAGAAAGCUCGUUCCCAACGGCCCCCAGGCGAAGAGGAAGUCGCCCUCCAGCAGCGAUGACAGCUCCAGCGAGGAAGACGAGACCCCCCCGGCCAAGAAACCAGCUAAAGCAGCAGCUGUGCCCAAGUCAAAAACAGUUCCUCCAGCCAAGAAGGCAGAGAGCAGCAGUGAGGACUCUAGUGAUGAUUCAGACUCGGAGGAGGAGAAGCCGCCAGCAAAGAAAGGUGCAAAACCUGUGGUGAAGCCAGCUGGAACCAAAAUCCAGCCUCAGAAGAAAGCAGAAAGUUCCAGCUCUGACUCAAGCAGCUCAGAUGAAGAAGCACCAAAGAAACAGCCACCAAAACCAUCAACACCUAAAUCAGGAAGUAAAGUUGCCCAGGCAGCCACCAAGGUAGUCAAUGGAAAAGCAGCAAGCAGUAGCAGCAAUAGUGAAGAUUCUGAUGAGGAAAAGACUGCACAAAAGAAGGCUGUUCCCAAGAAAUCACUUCUGCCAAAACCUGCAGCCACUCAGGCAUGUCCAGGGAAAAACAAACGUGCCAAGGAAAGUUCCAGUAGUGAGGACUCAUCUGAUAGCUCAGACAAUGAAAAGCCACCUGCAAAACAAAAGCCGAAGUCUGGUCAGUACAGUGCUGUGCCGCCUCCUCAAGCUACAAAGACAAAGAAUGGCCUUGCCAAGGCUCCUACAAAAAAGGCUGAGAGCAGUGACUCUUCAGACAGUAGUGAUGAGGCAGAGCAGGUGCCCCCAAAGGGCAGGGCAGGAAAAGCAGUAGCAGCCAAAACAAUCCCUGGCCCGCAAAACAAAGCUGUGACUACCAAGAGGGCUGAAUCAAGUUCUGACAGUGACUCAGAUUCUAGCUCUGAGGGUGACAAGAAGGUUGGGAGUAAGCUCCUAGCUAAACAACCUGUGAUAAAGAAUGCUUCCAAACCAGCAAAAGUAGCUGUCAAGACUGGACAAGCAAAGAAAGACUCCAAUUCCUCCUCAGACAGCUCAGAUUCUGAUAGCUCUGACAAGAAACCUGUGAAACCCCCAACUAAACCUGUGAAACCCCCAACUAAAGCAGCAACCCCUGCAGCAAAGAAGUCACCAGCUGCCACAAAGAAAGCACAAAGUAGCUCUGAUUCAGAUAGCAGCUCCAGCAGCUCUGAGGAUGAGAAAAAGAAAAGCAGUUUGGCUAAAUUAGCUGGCAAAGUGGGUAAGCCAGUGUCCAAACCUUCUACCCCAGCUCCCAAAGCAGGCACUUCUGACUCUGAGAGCUCAAGCAGUGAAGAAGAAAAGAAGCCAGCAGUGAAACAAGCCACCAAAUCUACAGGGGCAGCAAAAGCAGCUGUGGGGAAGAAGACGGCUGCUUCUAGUAGUAGCAGCAGCUCAUCUGAUAGUUCCAGUGAAGAGGAUGAGAAGCCCAAAAAGGCAGGGAAAGGAGCACAGAACAGUUCUAAGACCACUGUCUCCAAAGAGAAAGCAAAAGCAUCCACACCAGCAGCAAACAACCUGAAAUCUAAGCCAGCUGGUGGCAGCAGUGAAAGCAGCUCUGAAGAAGAGACUGGAAAAGUCAAUGGAGGCAUGAUCAGGAAGAAAAAGAAGAGGGAAGAUGUUCAGGAGCCAGAGACACCACACAGUAAGAAAGCGAAGAUCAAAGCCAAAACACCACAUACAGUUCCCAAGGUGAAACGGCCAGCCUCUCCCUUCCGCCGCGUAAGGGAAGAAGAGAUUGAGGUGGAUGCCCGUGUUGCUGAUAACUCAUUUGAAGCAAAGAAAGGAGCAGCUGGUGACUGGGGUGAGAAGGCUAACAAUAUCCUGAAAUUCACUAAAGGCAAAUCUUUCCGCCAUGAGAAGACAAAGAAAAAACGAGGCAGCUACCGUGGGGGCACUAUAUCGACCCAAGUCAAUUCCGUCAAGUUUGAAAGUGACUGAGAAUGUUUCCUUUAGAAUUCAUAAACCAUCUGCUCACCAGAAUGGCUUUGAUGGGCAUGUGGAUAUUAUGGAUGUCAAGCCUGCCUGGAAUGCUACCUCCACAAGCCCAUUGUGGGGCCGGCAGCUCCAGCGUGGGGAUGUGGGAGAAUGGUUGGAUGUUUCCCCUUUUUAUUUCUAAAUCUGAUUUAGGCCCCUCAUUUGGAGCCAUCCUUGAGCUGGUGUUACUGGCACCACUAGGGUAACCUCCAAGACUUAAAUAUUCUACAGUCUUAUUUUAAAAGGCUGGUGGUGAUUUUUCACUUCCGUUUCUGGCCCAUCUAGUAGAAGAAAGAGAAAUCAUUUUCCUGUAUCUUAACCUCCCACUUUUUCAGCCAGUUUAACUCAGAUGGCUGUGAAAUGGCAAGUAUUGUAACUUGCUUUUGACUAGUUACUGUAAGAGCAACAACUGAUUUGAACUGGCUGUAGUCCCCACCUGACAUUUCAAAUUCACAGUUGCAGUAUGACAGGAUUCCUCUUUACUGUUUCCUUCUUUCAUGGUUUCACCUUUCAAUAAAUUCCUACCUUCCUCUUCCUUCCACUCCUGUUGAGGCCACUAACCAGAGUACUUAAAGAUGCAGAGUCUAAAUACACCUUAGUAGUCUAACUGUUGCUUGCAGUUGCAAGUUGGGGGCUGUUAGAAAGACCAAGGUCUCUGGUACUGUUGUGGCACUCUUGAUAACACUUUCAUUGGGAAUGGACUGGAGAUGUGCAGAAACUCUUGACUGCAUGGAAGUUAUGAUGUUUGGCUCAGUAGGAAUGGAUAAGGAGGCAGAGGAGAUAAAGCCCUCUUUUGUACCCAGCUCUGCUUUUUCCUGUGGUUUUGUUUCAGAGGCUCUGACUGCAGUGUGGCAUUGCUCCUUGUUCUCCCAACAUAAAACAUGCCAGCUUAUGCUAACUGCCAGCAAUGUGCCAUGCAGCUUGUUAGGAGUCAAGAUGAAUGUAUCAUUAAUGCCUUAAAUUUCUGGGUUGGAUCAGUUGCUCUUUGAGCUGUUUUCCAUCUGUUAAAUCCCUCUCAAGAAUAAAAAUGCCAGUUUCCCCAUAGCACUGAGGCAAAUAAAGCCUGGUAGCUAACACUUCAAACCUUACAGCAUGGAGAGUUUGAAACAAAUUCAGUAACUUGCAGCAUAAACUGAGAUUUCGUGAGCAACUGAGAUAAUGUAAUGGCCUGAUGCUGUUGAGAGGAGGGGUUGCUGUCCUUCCAGUUGUGUGACUGCCUCAUUUCUGGUGUAACUUGCACCUGAUGGAAAACGGUUUCCCCAACUACUUUUUUUCCCCUGUUAGGUGGUUAAUUUUAUUUAAUUUCUGUUGGUGGAGCAGUCUGCUGAGCACAUAGCCAGUAUGAAUUGAACAGUGUUAAUGCAUGUUUGGGAAACAGGGUAGUGGGCUGUGAGAACUGCUCACCCCAUCUCAUGAAACUGCCAGCCACUGAAAGGUUGUACAGGGCCUGAUUUUCAUACUUCCAUUCCCUCCCCAAAGGAUGACAAUGAGAAGAGCCCUGUUGUUACAAGAAGCUAUAUUUGUGUGCAAAGCAGUGUCACCUAAUUGAGGGUUGGAUGAGACUUGAUGAGCCACCCCCAUACACAUGAGCUGCAACUUGUUCCAGUGACUUCCCCUCUGGCUUGCACAAUCACUCUGGUGCCUGGAUUCUAGGUUACAGUGCAGAGGGGCCCAGGAAACCAUGGUUAUUGCAAGGAAUUAAAGGUUAGAGGCCAGAGGAAGGUGGGAAAAGUAUUUUCUGUCUGGUGAUUUGAACAUUAUUUUGCUUGUGAUUUCUCUUUUGCCCUCUUCUGUUUAUCAGGACCUUACAUUUGGAACUCUUAAAUUUUUAAAAUUUUAUGUUUCUGGGGUAUUUUAAGUAUGAGAAUUUUAAUGUAUUGGAAAAUAAAGAUUGCUGCCUUUGU
Messenger RNA from Athene cunicularia (burrowing owl), 4028 nucleotides. RefSeq names its product nucleolar and coiled-body phosphoprotein 1 (gene NOLC1). The record is from RefSeq and is a predicted model, not a curated record. NCBI's taxonomy places the organism in Eukaryota, Metazoa, Chordata, Aves, Strigiformes, Strigidae. Gene Ontology annotation, cellular component: nucleolus; nucleoplasm. Bases 1 to 2088 code for a protein of 695 amino acids. Gene Ontology annotation, molecular function: protein binding. The transcript has 15 exons.